GGUGGAAGAAUCUCGAAGUUCACUGUAAUAAAGGAAAAAAGCAAACAGAAUUUGGCUCUUCCUAAGAAUGAGAUAUCAAAGCUACAUGAGCUCUCAUUUGAUCGUCCGCAGCUUACUGACCACGAAUUUACAGGGGCCCGAAGGCGAGAAUUUGGUCAUUUUGUUGCUCGUGAUGCUAUAUUGGACGAAGAAUAUUGGACAGCAGCAUGGCUCCGAGCAGAAGCCCAUUGGGAAUCCUUUUCUUAUAUGAGGCAUGUUGAUAGUUACAAAAGAAAGUACGCUGAGGAGGAAUUUUAUGCUUUGAAGCGAAGAUGUCAUGGACAAGAGGGGAAGUCAUUGAACUGCUUCUGUUUUGUUGCAAUUAAGAAAGAAGAUAAAAAUGUCAGAAGAACAGUCCUGAACAGUAUCGUGGGAACAUUGGAUCUAAGCAUCAAGCAAUUCAGGCAAGGGGAAACACAUCUCGGGGUACAAUCUUUCAUCU
This is a messenger RNA of Salvia splendens (bonfire salvia), 481 nucleotides long. RefSeq lists its product as uncharacterized. The record is from RefSeq and is a predicted model, not a curated record. The annotation marks the transcript as partial. The transcript is spliced from 5 exons. NCBI's taxonomy places the organism in Eukaryota, Viridiplantae, Streptophyta, Magnoliopsida, Lamiales, Lamiaceae.